Messenger RNA from Danio rerio (zebrafish), 1419 nucleotides. It is a transcript of the gene dmrta2, whose product is annotated as DMRT-like family A2. The record is from RefSeq and is marked validated. Lineage: Eukaryota; Metazoa; Chordata; Actinopteri; Cypriniformes; Danionidae. Gene Ontology annotation, biological process: regulation of DNA-templated transcription. Gene Ontology annotation, molecular function: DNA binding; sequence-specific DNA binding. Gene Ontology annotation, cellular component: nucleus.
GCUGUUUGUUGAUUCGGAGAAUAUGGAUCUUCGUCCAGAGAUCCCACCCGCCUCUCAGGCAGGGUCGCAGGUUCAUCCAGGCGCUGCUGCUGCGGCGGCCGCUGCCGCCUCCAUACCAGUUUCAAUGGCAGGUAGCCUGUUAAGGGCCCCGCCGCUGUUGCUUCGCGCUACGGAGAAGUAUCCAAGGACGCCCAAGUGCGCCCGGUGCAGGAAUCACGGCGUGGUAUCCGCGCUCAAGGGGCAUAAGCGCUACUGCAGAUGGAAAGACUGUAUGUGUGCCAAAUGCACCCUGAUCGCGGAGAGACAGCGCGUGAUGGCCGCUCAGGUCGCGCUCCGCAGACAGCAGGCGCAGGAGGAGAACGAGGCGAGAGAGCUCCAGCUGCUCUACGGCACAGCAGAGGGUCUGGCCCUUGCCGCUGCCAACGGCAUCAUACCUCCCCGGCAAAACUACGAGGUCUUCGGCCCAGUUAGCAACGAAUCAAACUCUGGAGAAUCAAAUAUCCAAAAGUUCGAGCUGUUCCCCAAGACACCUUUACCAGGAACGGUGACACCACAUCAGGCGGCUGGAAAGUCUGUAUCCACCGACACCGAAUCCGUUCCUGGCAUGUCGUCUCCAGAUAUGCGCCACGGCUCGGGUUCGGAAAACGGCGACCGAGAGUCUAUCGUGAGUUCCCCGAUAGCCAAACCACUAAAAGAUGGCGAGGAGACGCCAGGCUCAAUCAGUCCCAUCGGCUCAGACUCCGGCUCCGACACGGAUAAAGAUGAGCAGGAGCCCUCGCCCUCUUCCGCGGCAUCACGACAGAUGAACGCCAUCGACAUCCUAACGAGGGUUUUCCCUAACCACAAGCGUAGCGUCCUGGAGCUUGUGCUUCAGGGAUGCGGGAAAGAUGUGGUGCAGGCCAUAGAGCAAAUCCUAAACAACAGCGGUCAAGCCAAGGGUCCAGAGGAGACCUGGACGGCGGAGAGGAUGCUGCAGAGCGUGCAGCCAACCAUGUCCUCCACCCCGCGGCCUAUGUUACCUGGAACCAUGACGCUCAGCAAUAGAUCUGCUUUCUCUCCCCUGCAACCCAACGCGCCACACUUCGGUUCCGACCCGAGCACGUAUCCUCUCAGUACACAUUUGGGCCUGAACCCUCUCCGGCUGGCAUACUCGGCUCACAGCAGAGGCCUGGCCUUUAUGGCACCAUACUCCACCACAGGUCUGAUGCCAACACUGGGCUUCAGGCCGCCAAUGGACUAUGCCUUCAGUGACUUAAUCAGAGACAGGACUCUCUUACAUAAAGACCAGAGCUACACCAAUGGACUGUACGGUCCUCUGGUCAACAACACUCAAGAGAAGCAGUGAGAUGGUGUUUCCCAAAUAUAGACAAAAGUGUUUCAUGUCUUUAAAGACUAAAAUAAAUCAUCAUCCCUAAAGAC